UACGCCGCCGAGCUGCGCGAGACGGCGUCGGCGAUGGUGGCGCCGGGCAAGGGUCUGCUUGCCUGCGACGAGUCCACCGGCACCGUCGGCACACGGCUCGAGAGCAUCGGCCUCGAGAACAACGAGGCCAACCGCCAAAAGUGGCGCAACCUCCUCUUCACCACGAAGGGCAUUGGGCAGUACAUCUCGGGCGCGAUUCUCUUCGAGGCGAGAGCUCAAGGCUGGCCCUCCCACCCACCAGAGGGCAAAGCGAACGCGCCGCGCCCCGCUCUGCCACCGCAGGAGACGCUCUUCCAGGACGACCCGGCCGGCAAGCCCUUCGUCGACGUGCUGAAGGGCAACGGCAUCAUCCCGGGCAUCAAGGUUGACACGGGCCUCAUCCCGCUCUGCGGCGGCGGCGACGGAGAGAAGUGGUGCCGCGGCCUCGACAACCUCGCGGAGCGGUGCGCGGGGUACUACAAGCAGGGAGCGCGUUUCGCCAAGUGGCGCACCGCCCUCACCAUCAACGUGGCGGCCGGCUGCCCCACCGAUCUGGCGAUUGACGUCGCGGCGCAGGACCUUGCCCGCUACGCGCGCAUCUGCCAGGAGAACGGCCUCGUGCCAAUCGUCGAGCCGGAGAUCCUGCUCGACGGU
Messenger RNA from Emiliania huxleyi CCMP1516, 633 nucleotides. RefSeq lists its product as hypothetical. Gene Ontology annotation, molecular function: fructose-bisphosphate aldolase activity. The transcript has a single exon. The annotation marks the transcript as partial. NCBI's taxonomy places the organism in Eukaryota, Haptophyta, Isochrysidales, Noelaerhabdaceae. Gene Ontology annotation, biological process: glycolytic process. The record is from RefSeq and is a predicted model, not a curated record.